Molecule: messenger RNA, 3918 nt
Organism: Drosophila bipectinata
Lineage: Eukaryota; Metazoa; Arthropoda; Insecta; Diptera; Drosophilidae
Product: beta-3 adrenergic receptor
Biological process (GO): neuropeptide signaling pathway
Cellular component (GO): plasma membrane
Molecular function (GO): G protein-coupled peptide receptor activity
Source: RefSeq, a predicted model, not a curated record
AGCGGUUGCAGCCACGGGGCAAGAGCUGGUCGGAAAAUCUAAAAAGAAAACGAAGUCCACUUCGUGGCUUUCAGAAACACGGGAGCGGAGCAUACGAGAAAUAAAGACGCUGAUUGAAUUACAAAUCGGCCAACGACCAACCAGCGAAUUAGCCAAAGAUAAGGACCCAACGGGUAUAAAGAUGUGAGAAGGAUAUAGUAUAUUUGGAUUGCCAAACAAGUUGAUGUGGUUAGAAAAAGUUUCGCUCAAGUGUUGUUAAGUGCUGGAAAGUUUGCCGUGAUAGUUAAGUGCGCUCGUAACUGAAACUCGGCCGAUUCGGUGGCCUCACACGUUGGCAUUUCCGCAAAAACUUUUCGGCCACCCCUCGCCCUUCACUUACUCUUCCACCCCCUCAUACCCCUUCAAAUACUUGUACUCUCUCCGUUCUUCCGGGGGCCUGUCAAAAUGUUUUGGACUGAACUUUUCGGGCAGGCUCCACACAAUUGAAGUUUUGACAACAAAAUUUAGUUAAGCAAAGCUGCCGCGGUUUCAUAUUCUGUUCCCAUUUUUUUCGCCGUAUUCGUCCAGACUGCAGGCUGUCGUGAAAAACUGAAAACUCAAAACAGAAAUUCGAGAAAAAAAAUUUGGAAAGAACUUUUUUUAGAACCUGUCGAUCCUUGUUGGGUUAAAAACGUGAACUCCUGCAAAGUGCACAGAUUGAACGUGUGAUGUGAAUGCUCAACUAUGGAUCUGAAGACUGGCUCACUUCUGGUAGCGCCCGCCGUUAAAAACUCUAGCUGCUCGCAUCCGCGCUACUCGGGCCACAACUUCAUCGCUCACAUUGGAAUCGCGGAGACCAUCGAAGCGGUUCUCAUCCUGGUUUUGACCCUCGGGGUCAUUGGGGCCAACUGUCUGGUCAUCUUCGUCAUUAACAAUCGCCGCUAUGCCGCCUAUAUUCAUCAACAGCCACGUUAUCUGCUCACCUCCCUGGCCCUGAAUGACCUAACAAUCGGCCUGUUAAUUACACCAUUUGGCCUAAUGCCAGCAUUGUUUCAUUGUUGGCCAUACGGAGAGAUCUUUUGUCAGAUACAGGCUCUGCUCCGCGGCGCACUUUCCCAGCAGAGCGCUGUUAUCCUUGUUUGCAUGGCCGUCGAUAGAUAUAUGUGUGCCCUGCAUCCGCGGCGCUACUAUCAGCACUCUAGCAAGAAGGGCUGUGUGGCCAUAUUGAGCUUAACCUGGAUUAUCAGUCUCACCGUGUUUGGCUUCCUAGUGCUGCCCAAAGGCUACUAUUUCAACAAUACGGGUCUAAUGGCCUGCGAGCCCUUCUACAGCAAGCCAUCGUACAGGAUAUUAUCGACGUGUGCCCUCUACUUUCCCACGACAAUGGUGCUGAUGUACUGCUAUGGUUCCAGCUUCCACAUGAGCCGCUUUCGGCUCAACGAUCCCACCAUGCCCCUCACGGCAGCUGUCCACCAUCCGCACCCACAUCCCCAUCCCGCUGCCGCCCAGCUGCAGCACCUGCAACAGCAGCACUCGCAUCUCUACCACGGCCACUCGCAUCCCCACCAGCAUCCGCAUCCGCAUCCCCACCAUCUUCAGCAUCAGCACCAGCACCCCCACCAUCCGGCCCCCGUAAUGGGGCACCUUGGGAUGGCGAUGGGCAUGGGACUGGCCGGCAUGCCGAACAUGACAAACAAGAUUACCAAAAAGAUUGUCCCCAUCCAAGAGAAAAACUCCAGCGGCAACACUUCACGUUCCAUGGCUGCCAUCUCGCUGGGCUUCAUUGUUAUGGUCACUCCUUGGACCAUUCAGGAGAUAGUCACCGCCUGCACAGGAUCCAAGUUGCCUCCGUUCCUGGAUUUUCUCGUCACCUGGACGGCUCUGAGCAAUAGUUUGUGGAAUCCAUUCAUGUACUGGCUGCUGAACUCUGAUUUCCGGAGGUUGAGUCGUCAACUGAUGCCCAACAAGUGUUUCCCCCAUGAGGAUACGCCGGAGCACAAAUCAGGCUGUUGUCACAUCAAUGCUAACGAUUUUGAAAUCACGACGCUUCCAAUGCCCCCGGAGCCGCCGUCCUCCCGCCCGCCGCCUGGCAAUGGCAGUAGUGGCGGUACGGGGGGCGGAGUAACUGGCAGCGGCUCCACUUCGGCCGGAGGAGGCGGCGGUGGAGGUGUGACCAGUUCCAUCGGCGGCUCAGUUCUGGGCAUUUGCGCGCGCUCGCGGGCCAAUAGUUUGAGCCGCAGUGCCUCCCAGUACAUCCGGGGCACGAUGGGCGGCCACAGUUACGCCCACGCGCAGGCCGCAGAGGCGUACUCCACCACCCGGCCGGAUAUCGAAGGACUGUCCGAAAAGUAUUGGGGCGAAAUCCUGGAGCGGACCGUCAGCUCCGGGAAUCUAAGCGCCAUGCAGAAGAACCUGCCCCACCUGCCGUACUCCACCCACCCCCACCACGUCCACCAGCUGCACCAGCCGCAGCAGCACCACCACCAAACCCAGCAGCAGACCACCUCCUUCAGCAAGGCCAGUGAUCUGCACCUGAAUCUCUCCCAGUCCACCACUGCAUCAGAGCUGGGAAAGUUCUCCAACUCGGAGCCCAAGCUGUGCGAGCACCUCUUCCACGAUGUCCACUGCGCCAAAAGCAAGGCUGCGGCCUUGGCGACCGGAAACGGAGGCGCUCUCGACCUGGACUCAUCCGCCAAGCUGUCCUGCGGGCGGAGCAUUCCGGAUAUUUAGUACGCAGAGGACGUGAUCCUGGCCAACAGCCAGCAAUUGGCGCGCCAGGCCAAGUGCUCCCACCACCCCCUCCACCAGCAGGCCAGGGUGCGGGGCCAUCUUUUCGGGGGGCAGCAGCACACGGGCAGCCUGCGUCUGAGUCGGAUUCGGGCGGCCUGUCAUAGUCCGCCGCCGGAUAAGUCCAGCUUUCCGAUGGCUGAGUACCGCAAGUAGUCGGUAAAAAUAAACAGAGAAGGUAUAACCGCAGCAAGUUUUGGGGAGUGAGAAUGAAUAGAUAUGUAUAUCUUUAAGAUUCUAUAAGUGUAUGUGCGUGUGUGUGUCUAUAAAAUAUCUUAAGGGACUAUUAAAUGUUUGUCAUAUUUUAGAUUUAAGAACUCUGGGGUGGUUUUUUAAUUUUUCAGAAAUUGUGAAAUUUUCAUAAAAGAAAUACAAGUUUAUAUUGUAUUUUCUUACCUAAGGCAUUCAAACAUCUUCAAUUUUCGAAGAAAAACCUUCAGCAUAUGCUACUUUCUGGCCAAAAGCUUGAGCCAAACAAAUUCUGUAAAAGUGAAAACCUACAAGACCCUCAUACAAUGAAUGGCAAACUUUUAUGCCAUAAAUAGAUAUUUCCUUUACCUAAGUAUUUUAGCUAGACUGUUGAUUCUCGGACUUUAUGCUUUUGCCUUCUGUAAGUCCCCGAUCCUGGGGCUACUCUAGCGACUUCGCCCAUCCAAUCGGCAAACAAAGCCAACUUAAGCUAACAACAACGUUAACCAUAGUAAGUGUUCAUUAAGUGUUUGUGAUACCUUAAGUUUCCCCAGUAAGCAAAAAUAAAAUUAAUCGUAAUUGUUGUAAAGUUGUGUAUGUGCAUCUGAUAAAAAUUAAAACCCGAAGAUAGAGUUUAAAAUGUAACCAACAUGGUUGGUACCGACAGAGAUAUCAGACUUUCCUCUCAGAUCCCAAAAAAACUUACCCCUCGAUUCUGGCCCCAUUUACUGAUCAAAGUAGAGUCUGAAAUUGGUGGAUCUUAAAGCGUUGUGGUUAAUCAUAGUUCUAGUUUCAUAGCUCAGAGUCAGAUACCAAAUUACUCACUAUUCUACGAAUCAAAAUCAAAUCCUAACUUUGUGAUUGUCAAGAAUUUAAGUCGGUUGGUGUGAAAAUUAUUGUUAAAUCAUUUAUAAUUUGUAGCUAAGUAACCUAUUAUAGAUAAAUCGAAAUCAAUUUACCUUU